GCCUAACGUGCGUGUUUUUGUUUGUCUCCCCCAGGUCAAGCUGGUGCAGCACACGUACUCGUGUCUGUACGGGACGUUCCUGUGUAACAACGGGCGGGAGAGAGAGGUCCGCAACAUCUACAACCGCACCUGCUCCGUCUGGUCUCUGCUCCGCACCGCCAACAAGAACUUCCAGAACUUCCUCUUUAUCCCCGGUCAUGAUAUGGUGUUGCAACCGGUGUGCCACACCCGGGCCCUGCAGCUGUGGACGGCCGUCUACCUGCCCACCUCUUCCCCUUGCACCUCUGCCGAGGACGCCAUGGAGCUCUACCUGUCCCCCAGCGUACAGGGAGACGAGCUCACCUCACGGUCCCUGGACAGGCUUCCUAAGACUCGCUCCAUGGACAACCUGGUGUCUGCCUUUGAGAACGGGGUGGCCCUCACCCGCACCUCCAGCGACCCCAACCUCAACAAGCACUGUCAGGAGGGCCGUACUGCCCAUGGCCUGGAGCCUAUGGCUUCUGUAGGAGGAGGGGCCGCACCCGACAGCCCCGAGGACGUCAGCCCUGACACGGGAUUGGAAAGCGACGACUCGGAGGUGGAGCCCGUCACUCAGACUCCUCCUACCACACCUGUGGAGAUGGAGCAGAGGGAAGAGGGCUUCGAGGAGGCGGAGAUGAGAGAGGAGAUCUGUCUCACCACCCAGCCCCUGCCCUCCCUGCCCCUCCCCCCCAUCGCACUGGAGCAGGGCCUCCCCCACUUCCCCCCUCUCCCCCUGCUCACACCCAUCCUCCACCAGGCCCUCUCCCAGACCACUAGCCCCCCAGUUCCUCCCCCUCGACUGCCACAUCAGACGGCUGACAGUCACUCCAGGACUGCCUCGGUCACUACCCGUCCUGGCUGCAUACCAUCACCACCUGCCUGGAAGGGCCCACUACCCGCAGCCGUUCUGAACGGGCCUAUCACCAACGGCCUCCAGAACGUCCCCUCCGCUUCUGCAGAGCUGCUGGCACUCGAGCAGCUAGUUCCCAUGUUCCCUACGGCCAUGGAGGACUCCACCGAGACGCUUACGGACGAAGCAGAGGCCCCACCAACGCUGCCCCCUAGCAGGAGAGAAAGUCUAGGCCAGCCCAAAGCCCUAGAAUGGGCCUUACCCAAAACCCAGGGAGAGGAGAGAGAGGGGAAGAGGACAGAGAGUGUGAGUGGUAGAAACUUGGUGCCUCUGAGAGAAUGUGUGGUAGCAGUACCAACAUCAAAGGAAGCAGCAUCCUCUGCCUCCACAGUGCCCCCUGUUGACAACAGCCAGGCGGUGGCAUUGCGACGCCCCAUCUCCCAGAGCCAACUGCGUGUCAGUGAGGAGCUGUCUCUGCUGGGCUCUCACUGGGAGAGUGUCCAGGGCAUGGUCCAGUCUGCCUGCAGCACUGCAGCCAGCCACUCUGGCCUCUCAGCCAACCUCUCGUCAGGCUUCUGUCGGGCCCUCCAGCCCACGGCCUACCAGAGCCGACGCCUGGCUGGCAAGUUGCUGCGCACCCAGGGCAUGGCCGUGCCUAACGGGGUGCCUAACGGGGGUUGGCAGUACGGCCGGAGGGAGGAAAGGAUCCGCUCCUCGGCUCCAGCCCCAGCCACCUCCAGCCCUGUCAAGUCAGGGUCCAGCUGGCUCUCUGCAGUCAGGAGCAGCUCGGGCUACGCUGCCAUCAUGGGUCCAACCACCACCAGCUCACCACCCACCUUUUCAACCUGCCAGCUCCUCCCAACCUCUCCCUGCUCCUCAGCCUCCCCUUUGCCCCACCCGGCCUACCUGGAUGAUGAUGGGCUGCCGGUGCCAAUGGACGCGGUGCAGCAGCGCCUCAGGCAGAUGGAGGCGGGGUAUAAACAGGAAGUGGAGGUGCUGAGAAGCCAGGUGCGCCAGCUGCAGAUGAGGCUGGAGAGGAAACAGUACAGCACGCCGCCCUCCGAGCCUGACGUCGACUACGAGGACGACAUUACUUGUCUGCGUGAGUCAGACGACAGUGAUGAGGAGGACAGUCUGUCAGACCACAGCGAGGACCGUUUCUCAGAGGGCAGCUGGGACAGAGUGGAGCAGAAGGACACAGAGGUCACGAGGUGGGUGCCUGAUCACAUGGCCUCUCAUUGUUUCAACUGUGACUGUGAGUUCUGGAUGGCCAAGAGACGUCAUCACUGCAGGAACUGUGGCAAUGUGUUCUGUAAAGACUGCUGCCACCUGAAGCUGCCCAUCCCAGACCAGCAGCUGUAUGACCCUGUCUUGGUGUGUAACGUCUGCUACGACCUACUGCUGGAGGCUAGGAACAGAGAGAUCCGCAGCCAGCAGCUCAAGAAGCCCAUCGCCACAGCCUCCAGCUGAGAGACAGGAGAGAGAGCCCUUUACUGAAUGGCUCAGUCUGGCCUGGCUUGGCUCGGUUCAGUUUGGCCCAGUUAGGACCUGGAUCAGCACCAUCUUGGAUCAGCUUUUGGACAGACAUGAGCCAAGUGCCCCAUUCCCACUACCCUAACAUGGUCUGGUCUUGGCUGUGGGGGAAGAUGAGAAGGACUUGUUGCUCUGUGGAAGGGAGGCAAAGCUUGAGAAUGGAGAGAGGCCGCUGACUGCUGGGGAUGAGAGACACCGAGUGGAGUAGAAGAGGGGAUGGUAGUGAAUGAAAUGUAGGAGGAAGAGGAGCAGAUGUUAUAGAGGCUAUCCCACUGAGUUUAACCCCUUUUGGUCAAACACAUUUCCAGCUUGGAAGGAAGGCUUCAGUGUCCUGCCCUGUUCUGCCCCGCCCUGUUCUGCCCUGUCCUGCCCCGCCCUGUUCUCUCCUGACCUGACCUGUUCUGCCCCGCCCUGUUCUGCCCCGCCCUGUUCUGCCCUGCCCUGUCCAGUCCUGGGGCUGUUGUCCUCUAGUGGUGCACCAUAACCCCCCUGAUGUCCCAUAUCACACCUCCCUGCUCCUGUAAACCUACUAGGAGGUGUUCCAUCAUCUCAACCCCCCCCCCCCCCCCCCCCCCCCCCCCACACACACACA
Molecule: messenger RNA, 2996 nt
Organism: Salvelinus namaycush (lake trout)
Lineage: Eukaryota; Metazoa; Chordata; Actinopteri; Salmoniformes; Salmonidae
Product: myotubularin-related protein 4-like
Exons: 6
Molecular function (GO): metal ion binding
Source: RefSeq, a predicted model, not a curated record